AUGAAAGCCUCCAGUCCGGUAUUAGGUCAAGGGCGAGACCUCAUACCUACACAUUGCAAGGCUUUCAUAACGAAAUUUACCAUCCGUAUUGCACCUGGUCACAGUGUAUGUUUCCUCUUACGCAGCUUAAAAUUUGACUCCAAGAUUGUCAGUUCUCAUCAGUUCUUACACGAGUUCCUUGUUCUCCCCCAACAGAAGCGGCUACAGAAGGAACUCAUGUCUCUCCUGAAGGAACCACCUGCGGGAGUCACCGUAGACGUGGACACCGCACACACAAAACUGACUGAGUGGGUGGUCCACAUGGAGGGCGCGGCCGGCACCCUGUACGAGGGGGAGAAGUUCCAGUUACAGUUCAAAUUUUCGCCUAAAUAUCCGUUUGAUUCUCCGGAGGUGAUCUUCGUCGGCGACAACAUUCCGGUCCACCCACACAUAUACUCCAACGGCCACAUCUGCCUCAGUAUCCUGACGGAGGACUGGUCGCCGGCCUUGUCAGUCCAAGCCAUCUGUCUGUCAAUUAUCUCCAUGCUCUCCUCGUGUAAAGAGAAGAAACGGCCACCAGAUAAUAGUUACUACGUGAAAACAUGCAGUGCCAAUCCUAAAAAAACAAAAUGGUGGUAUCAUGAUGAUACAGUAUGAUACCAUGAUCCUGAUUGCCUCAUUUGCCCCUGACCUUCAGUGACGAUUGUCUGUGCUAACGAAAGAGAGAAAUCUUCACUGCUGGGUGAUAGGCCAUUAUGUCAUAAACUUUAGAGGUGCUGAUUGUAUAAGAACUGUAGACAAAGUGUGUGUAAAGUACAUCAAGUGUGUGCAGAAGUAUGGUUUACAGACACUGUGUGAGCUAAAGGAUGAAAGAAAUCUGCUGUGCAUUGCUCACAACCCCCCCUUUAUAGUGACAAAGUGGAAAUUACUGGAAAUUAGGAGUGCAAGUGAAUAUUUAGGCAUUACUAGAAGACAUUACAUAUGUAUGAUUUUUAUUAAAAGAAGAGGAUGAAUGAGACAGUGCUUCACUUUUGAAUAUUAGAUGUAGAGAUAUAAAUCUCUUUGGCAAUACUUUGCCAGCUACACUGAAAAUAAAUGCAAAGUCAACCAGUGUUAUUAUAAAACCUUUUUAGUAUUUUUGUGAUGCUGCAGUAAGAUUUUUUAUUAUACAGAUAAAACAUGGAGUAAUGAUGAUCCUUGAGGCCAAAGUUCUUAAAUUUUACUUUGAGGAAAGAAAAGUAUUAUUAUAGGUAUAGAAUCAUGAAGUUCUGUUCAUUGUAACUACCAAGUGUUAUUGAGCUCCUUUAGUGUAGCAUCUGCACAAAGCAACUUAUAACUUAGGCCAGUCAUACAUCAGUCCAGGUACCUUAUUUUCUUUCAAUAGACACAUCAAUAUAAAUAUUUUAAACUUUCCAACAGUUCAUCUAAGUAACAGGUGUUCUGUGAAGUAGCAGGUGUUUGUAGGUACCCAAAAUUAAUGGAUGUUUUAGUAGAACCAGGAGCUUUGAUGCCAAAGGAGUUCUAUUUUGAUGAAAAGUUAAUCAUAAAAAAAAAUAAUUUUAUGAUUUUUUUCUUAACUUCAUGGGAUUUAUCACAUUAUUAGAUGAAAUGCUUGGAGAUAAAAGGAUAUUCUAGGUUCAAAUGAAACAAUAUGAAAAAUUUGCACCUUGCAUCUGUGGCUUUCAGAUUUCAGUGACUUUUUGACUUAUUUUCUCAUAAUAUUUAAGAAUUUAGGCCUUGGAUUUGUUGCAAAUUUGAUUUAGCCAUCUGGCAUCUCUUCUGCACUGGUGCAUUCUACUGUAUGUGAGUUGUGCAAUUAUACUUUCGCUAAGAUAACACUUUGACAGCAUAUCACUACAAAGCAACUCCAUACAUUAGUUUAAAGUAUGAACAGAGAGAAUGCAUCAUUUUAAGUGAAUGAUCUCCUUUUGGUUCACCCGUCUCAUUUCUAUCCAAUAAUCUUUUUGGUUUAUUCAGCAAGUAAGUUAAGUGUAUUAAAGUUGUGACAUACUUUCCAAAAUUCAUUGUAUUGUGAUAUUUCUUCUACUUUAAGGUACCAGAGAAAGAUGUUCUGUAUGAUUCUUGUAUAGAGGAUGUUUUUUCAACAUAUUACUACACUUUGCCAUAUUUAGAUUGAAGUUUUGCAGUCAAGGGAUACAGUCUUGCUGAAACUUGGUGAUUUUAGUUACUGUUUCUGUGACAAUUCCAAUUUAUCAAAGCAUAUUUUUAUUUACAUAUACAAAAUUGAGUCAGCAAUACUUGAAUAAAGAUGUCGGAAGUUAGUGAUAACAAAAACACAUUAACAUGUCAACGAGUGAAAGAAAACACAUCCACAGUGAGAGCUAAUUAUAAUUCAACAGUUAACAUUACAUCAUAGUGUAAACUAUUGUCAUCCCAUUUUACAACUAUGUUCUCUGUCCAGUUGAUUUGUUCUUCUCUUAGGGUUGAAAUAUGACCGUUGCCAGUACCCAGUUCCACAGAUAAACUGCAAGCAGGUAGUAGUCUAGCCUGCUAGUGAUGAUUCUCAGAUUGUGAUAGAUCUUCACUCCUGAAUUUUCAGUGUUGUUAAUGCAUAUCACAGGAUAGUAUUGUACUGUAAAAUGAAUGGCCAAUUGUCAUGUGGUUCUGUGAUUUUUUUUCUUAAGCUAGUUGUACAGUAUUUCCAAUACUGCAGUAUUAUAAAUUGAUAAUCAAAUAUUACUUUCUAAAGACUGACAUAAUAUUUCUAUAUGUAAUCAAUGGACAACGGUGUGAUUUUGCAUCAAAACACAGGGUGUCUUUUUUUCAAUAGCAUAAUCAUUUGCCAUGAACAUAUUUGCUUUUAUUAGUGAUUAUGAAUAUUUUUCUGAUGAUUAUGUGAAUUGUUUACACACAUUUCAUAUGCGUUAUUUAUGCUUUUGUAAACACAUUAUUUCCUAAGGACCUUCCUUUUUCUUCAUGUUUUGUUUUAAACAUCAAGUAAUUUGAUGAUUUUCAGAAUCAUGUUGGGAUACAAUCAACCCUAGUGUGAAGUUAUUUCAUUAUAAUGGCAAUUAAAUACUUAUUUGUUAUAUCAUAAAUCAGUGCUUUUACUUUUCACCUUUUUUUUUCUUUUUUUUUUAAAGCAAAGGUAUGUUUAACAGAUUCAAAAUAAUAUUCUAUAUUGGCUUCAGUGUAUUACUUUCACCUUCUCUAAAAAUAAUAUUAGCAUUACAGGGAUGGUUUGCAAAGUUGAUAAUUUUGUUGAAUGAAGUGAUUUAGGAAUUCCCUCUUCAGUACUUGUCAAGUUCAUCAUUCCAUCAAUUAUAGUUUUGUUGCAAGUGUUUUUUAUCAUUGUACUUACUGUAAUAAACAUUGAUUUCAGAAUGUGAAACUAUUUUAACACCAUCUGAAUUUCAUUUCACUGAAUAUCAUCAUUGAUGUCAGAACUAAUAAUGGUAAUAUUAAUAAGAAAAUGAAAAUAAUAUAGUAUAAUAAUCUUUUGGCACCAGGGUUGGCAUAUACGCACAUGGUAUGUCCACUGUGAUUUUAAUACAUUAAUUGCAUUUACACACAGAUGGCUUCACAAGGACUAAGUCACUCAGGAGUCAAUUAUUAGUCCUACCUAUCUCAUCUGUUUACCCUUUUCCUUGAUUCUGAAGAUAUCUUUUAAAAGUGUUAAUAGCCAUUACUAUUGUUGAUAACAUAAUGAAUAUCAAAAUUUCAAAAAUAAUAAUAAUAGUAUUAGAAAAAAAAAAUUAUAAGAGAAUUCAGGGAAAGAGGAAAGAGGAUGGGGUAACAGUGACCUAUAAAUUUACUCCUUGGUGGCUAAACACAUGCAGAGCCAUCUAUGUGUGAAAACUAUACAACAGUGCGCAUUACAUGUUCCUGGUGGCAAUGGGUUAUCAAAUUAUUAUUGUUAUUUUUUUAUGAUCAUUAUCAUUAUUAUUAUCAUUAUCCUUAUUCUGAUCAUUAUCACUACCAUUACCAUUAUCAUAAUUAUUGUUCUUAUUAUUAUUUUCAUCAUCAUAUUUUUUUAUUAUUAUUAUUUUCAUCAUCAUAUUUUUUUAUUAUUUUUAUUAUCAUCAUUAUUAUUAUAAUUUACUGUGAAUACCAUCAUUAGCAUUAUUAUUAUUACUGUUCCUAUUAUUAAAAUGUUAGUAUAUGAUUAUACUGCCUUAACACUCACAGUUGCAAAUUGGUUUAUUUUCUUAAACAAUUUAUAGUUUGUAUUUAUUUUUGUCCUAUUCAUACUGUAUGUUAUUUUUUACCAUCAUCAUCAUUACUGUUAUUAUUGUCAUUAUUUUUUUAUUAUCAUAUUAUUCUGUACAUUAUAUUAUUAUCAUAUUAUAUUUUAAUAUAUUAUCAUUAUCAUCAUCAUCAUCAAUCAUUAAUCAUCAUCAACAUCAUCAUUGUUAUCAUUAUCAUCAUCAUCAUCAUCAUCAUCAAUCAUUAAUCAUCAACAUUAUCAUCAUCACCAUCAAUCAUCAUCAUUACCAUCAUCAUCAUCAUUUUCUUUAACAUUACGGCAGAAAAGUUCACUCACCACUAAAUAGGUUUACUGAAUGGUAAGGUAACAGUUUCAUCUUCAGAUUUAUGAAAAUGUCCAGGAAGAUUUCGAAACUGUUGCUCCUCCAUUUUCUAUAUCUAUUUUGUUUAUAGUGGUUUUUUUUCCUGUAUAUUGUUAUCCAGUGUUUUUUUUCUUUCUCUUUACUAUUAAUUACUACUGCUGUUAUGAUUACUAAUGGCAUUUUUAAGUCAUCAUCACAAUCAUCACAUAGGGUACCUAUUAGAAUUUUUCUGAUCUUAUUAAUACAACAGUGCUUGAUUAUUCACAAUAUAUAACAUAAAACUCUGUUUAUGUUUAGAUUAAAGUGCAACAUUCAUUCUAGUUAAUAUUUUUAACGGAUUUCUAAUAAUUUCACCUUCUUUGUAUGCGACAAUAAUCUGGUUUAUUUUGUUCUUUUUUAAGAAGCUACAUUUAAUUUUGAAUAUUUUGUUUCUAAUGAAGUUCCUCUUUUCAAAUUACAAAAAAUAUUAUAAUCAAAUAUAUUCUAGGUUCUCUUUAGUGUCUUGAAUACUCAGUCCAUACACUACACACUAAAAGUUAUAGAUGGUACAAUUUAUGGUCUUGUAGUGAUGAGAAAAUUACAUUCCUCAAGAGUAUAAGAUAUAAUAAAAAAAAAAGUCUUGUUAGAUACCUAGGAUUGACUUCCCACAAAGACCAUGACUACAGCUUUAUCUGCUAUACAAUUCAGGGAGGUUUAGCAACAUUAUUGUGUGUGUGACAUGUUUGGCCUGUAACCAUAUAUAUUUGUUUCUUGAUAUGAUAUAGUGGAGCUAUUUUUAUGACCUGGUAUCUAGCGUCUGAUACCACAUUAUGCAAAAGAGUUCGGGUUUUCUUUUAUAAGAGAGAAGUACUAAAAUUUUAACAUUGAUCCACUGCUCAAGAUAAAUCACAAGAUAAAUCAGGUAUUAAAUUCUUGUCUUUGUCAAAAAAAGCAAGUGACAAUAUAGCAAAGAUGAUUAUAUAUAUAUUCAGUCUCUAAAAUAUAAAAGAAAGAAAAAGAAAUUAUGAACAGCACCCAAGCUCUAAAGGUACUCAUCCUGUUUCUUGUAAAGCCAAAGAAUUUAAAUCUGUACUGUGCUUUUUCAGUAUUGGAGAAAUGGUGCACAUGUUGUAUAUUCAGGACAAGCUGUAGUAGGCCAAGAUAAGCAAUUAAGGCUUUUGGUAUCUGAGUUGGUAAUGGUUUCUUGCUUCAUAUACCUUUGGAUUUCUUAUUCUGUACUCUGUAGCAAUAUUUUUAUUCAGGAUUUGUUUUGAAUUACAAUAAAUACCACUGCCUA
Penaeus indicus is the source of this 5784-nucleotide messenger RNA. Its product is annotated as ubiquitin-conjugating enzyme E2 W-like. The coding region runs from base 1 to 636 and encodes 211 amino acids. Lineage: Eukaryota; Metazoa; Arthropoda; Malacostraca; Decapoda; Penaeidae. The record is from RefSeq and is a predicted model, not a curated record. The transcript has 6 exons.